UUGCUCCUCUUUCUUUACCUAGACUUAUUUUCUGUGCUUCAGAAAAAGUAGAGUAUUCCCUGAUAUUCAGACUAAACCUUGGUGUUGGUGCUUAUCACCUCUGGUCCUGGCACUGGGCACUGUUGAACAGAGCCUGACUGUGUUCUUUGCACGCUCCAUUCAGGCACUUAGAGACAUCGAUGAGAUUCUCCCUGAGCCUCCUCCAGGCUGAGCAGCCCCAGCUCCCCAUUUUUUUCUCACAGGCGAAGCACUCCAUUGACCAUCUUGUUGGCCCUACACUGGACUUUUUCCAGUAGCUCCAUGCCUCUCUUGUACUGGGGAGCCCAGGAUUGGGCUCAGUGUGAGCUGGUUACUGCUGAGCAGAGGGGAAGAAUCACCUCCCUCAACCUGCUGCCAAUGUUUUGCCUAAUAUAGCCCAGAAUAUCAUGAGCCUUUUUCACAGCAUGGGCACGCUGUGGGCUCGUUUUGCCCUUGGUAUCCACCAGGACUCCCAGGGCCCUUCCUGCCAAGCUGCUUUACAGCUGGGUGCCUGGGGCUGCUCCCCAGGGGCAGGACUUUGCAGUUCCACUGGCUGAGCUGCAGUGAGGUUGCUGUCAGCCCAUUUUUGCAGCUGUCAGGGUCUCUCUGGAUGGCAGCAGAACCCUCGGGUGUGUCUGCCCCUCCUGCCCAUAACAUCAGCAAACUGAGGGUGCAGUAUACCCCAUCAUUUGGAUCCUUAGUGAUGAUGUUAAGCAGGAGUGGACCCACUGUUGACUCCUGGGAUACGUUAUUCGUUACUGACCUCCAGCUGGAUCUUGCACAGCUGUUUGCCUCUGGACAUAACUCAGCUCAUCCAGCCCAUGCCUCGUCAGUUUCCCUGUCAGGAUCUUAACGGGAGAUGGUGCUUAAAAUCCUGAAGUCAGAGUUAAAACAUCUACUGCUUUCCUCUUGUCUGCCAAGCCAGUUAUUUCUUCAUAGAAGUUGGUCGUGUGACUUCCUCUUGCAAAUUUAAAAUAAAUAAAUAAAUAAACCCAAAGGCCUGAUACUAUGAUCUGGUCACAACCCACACAAACCCAUGCAGUGUGGCAACCACCAAACAGCCCUUUAUUUCCGGAAGUACUCAAGUUGAUCACUGGGAUUUGUAUCCUGUUAAAAAAAGUAGCUUUGCAGAGACGGGGUAGCAAAACACCAGUGUGUAAAGAAUUUUAUGUGUGGCAAUGGGGACUACAUCGAUGAAAAGAUUUUUUUUUUUUUGGUUUCAAACAUGAAAUGAAGCAGUAGUCUUGGCUACCAAGGUGGUUAGAAAAUUUUCUUUGGAUAGCUUAAGCAAAGUUGGCGUUGGUAGUUUAGAUUCUUUUACAAUUUUGACCUGUUUCUGCUGUGAGUUCACUGCCUCUGGGUCGCUUAACUCAGAACUGUACAUUUACAUCUCAUCUUGUAGACUGAAAGCAAAGGCAGGCAAAACCUGAAAAUGCAUUGAGUGGAUCGGUUGGGUUUGUUAGGGUGGGUUUUCGCUGGUUUCUUGGUUGUGGUUGUUUUUUUUUGUUUUUGUUUUUUUAGUACUUAGGUUUAAAAAAAGAACCUGUGAAGACCGAGUGCAGCAUGCGGAGUCAUCACUUCUGAGUCCUGCUUUACUAUUUCUUCCAGCAGUUCAGUCAGUAUAUGGUAACUCUGACAGCUUCUGACCAUCUUAAUGAUGAAAACAGAAGCUAAGGACGGAGAGGAGGAAAGCCUGCAGACGGCAUUCAAAAAGCUGAGAGUCGAUGCAGCUGGCUCUACUGCUUCUCUUUCUAUUGGUGAAGGGACAAGCCCAAGAGCACUAGUUAGAACAGCAGCAGAUGAAACCAAACCUAAGAAUGCUUGUACUUCUAAGGAAACCUGGCAUGGAUCUGUGAAGAAACCUUCAAGAGGAGCUGUGAGAACUCAGCGUCGCAGGCGUUCCAAGUCCCCAAUUCUUCAUCCUCCAAAAUUUAUCCACUGCAGUGCAAAAUCACAAUCCACAUGCAGCCAACUAGUGCACAAGGGCCAGAUUGAUGCCCCAGCUGAUAGCACUGGGUUUGGAAUGCCAGUCCCAAAGGAAGCUUGUGCACACGAACGAUGCAGUGUUGCCUCAGACAUUGGCCAGAAAAGAGAUGGUGUUGGUUCUUUGGGAGCUUCUGUUGCACAGUCCACAUCAGCAGACACACAAGAAAAUUGUCCUGCUGCCAUUUCUCUAGCAUCCAAGGCAAGCCUAAAGACUGCAGAGCUCUCUGACUUCCGAUCUGUGUCCAAGCUGAACAAGAAUAAGCCAUGUGCCUGCGUAGAUAAAGCCUGUCAGUGUAAACUAUGGCAAGAUAUGGAGGUGUAUAAGUUCUCUGGCUUGCAGAACGCUUUCACGUUGGCAUCUGAUAGAAGAACAGUUGCUGAGGAUCACUCCCAGCCUUUGCCAUCGAGAACUCCAUCAAGUUCCCCACGCUCUUGCUCUGAACAAGCCAGAGCCUUUGUGGAUGAUGUGACUAUUGAAGAUCUUUCAGGAUACAUGGAAUAUUACUUGUAUAUUCCAAAGAAAAUGUCUCACAUGGCAGAAAUGAUGUACACCUGAAAAGAAGGACCGCUAAAAACAGAAGGGUGGGGGGUUUAAAUGUGUCCUUAGUCACAGUCGUGUGAGAUGGAGCCCGAUCGUUGCUCACUGUGCUUGCAAUAAAAACCUUUCUUCGCAUCUUA
This is a messenger RNA of Numida meleagris (helmeted guineafowl), 2682 nucleotides long. RefSeq names its product oxidative stress-responsive serine-rich protein 1-like. Lineage: Eukaryota; Metazoa; Chordata; Aves; Galliformes; Numididae. Gene Ontology annotation, biological process: cellular response to hydrogen peroxide. The record is from RefSeq and is a predicted model, not a curated record. The transcript has 4 exons. Bases 1673 to 2560 code for a protein of 295 amino acids.